UACUGAUAACAUAAAUUGACACGCAAAUAUGUAUAUCGCAGAAGACCAGUUAAGAGGUGAUACGCAAACAGUAGAUACACAGAGUUUGUCUGAUUCUGUAAUUGCAAUAAACGAAAGUAUUAUAACAAGAUUUCCAUUUUCCAUUUACAAUAAAUAUAAUCAAAACUGGCGUGCAGAUCCUGAAAUGUCAAGACACUAUUGGGCCGCAUCUUUUUUCCUACCGAUCGGAUCUAUUUUUGUUCUUGGAAUGGUUGUUUUGUUAAUGGUAUUGUUCAAACGAUGUCCACAUACAGUAGCCGCGAUUGUUGCUGCGAUUCUUACUAUCAUUAUCGUAUUGGCAACUGUGGUAUCACUCAAUCAUGAGCCAGUUUAUACUUAACAUGUUUCUGAACCAAAUAAUUAUUGUAACUGUUACAUUAAGUAAAUUUUAUUUUUUAUAUCUGUAUAUUAUGGAUUGCGAGACUUCAGGACUGAUAAUGAUAAUUUAAUAUGAUAAUGAUAAUAGAAAUUUAUAACAAUCUAUAUUAAAUCAACAUUUUUUACUUA
This is a messenger RNA of Ooceraea biroi (clonal raider ant), 546 nucleotides long. RefSeq lists its product as uncharacterized. Lineage: Eukaryota; Metazoa; Arthropoda; Insecta; Hymenoptera; Formicidae. The record is from RefSeq and is a predicted model, not a curated record.